Messenger RNA from Nerophis ophidion (straightnose pipefish), 5080 nucleotides. Its product is annotated as neuronal acetylcholine receptor subunit alpha-3-like. Gene Ontology annotation, cellular component: synapse; neuron projection; postsynaptic membrane. Gene Ontology annotation, biological process: regulation of membrane potential; signal transduction; monoatomic ion transmembrane transport. NCBI's taxonomy places the organism in Eukaryota, Metazoa, Chordata, Actinopteri, Syngnathiformes, Syngnathidae. Gene Ontology annotation, molecular function: transmembrane signaling receptor activity; acetylcholine-gated monoatomic cation-selective channel activity. The record is from RefSeq and is a predicted model, not a curated record.
AUGGGUGAGAGAGCCACCCAAGGAGGGGCGGAGGGGGGCGGAGAAGAGGGGAGGCGGCGCCCAAGUUGUCCGGCCAAGCGCACCGCGGACUCCGCACCCUCUCCUCCGCCGUGCGUAAAGCUCAAUGUUCCCUCACCUUGUUGUUGUUUUUUUUUUUUUUUUCUUUCAACCCCCCGGAGGAACGUCCCCGGGAGCCGAUGCAUCCAUGAAUCUUACCGGGGAACCGAGCGUUGUCCUCCUGCUGGCGCUCCUGCUCGCAGCGCAAGGUUGUUUUGCGUCCAAGCAGAGGACCGAUUAUUCCGCAAGUUAUUCCGAAGGUACAACCAGUUCAUCCGACCAGUGGAGAAUGUGUCUGAUCCCGUCACCGUGGAAUUUGAGGUGUCCAUAUCUCAACUGGUCAAAGUGGAUGAGGUGAAUCAAAUCAUGGAAACUAAUCUGUGGCUGAGACAUGUGUGGAACGACUACAAGCUGCGAUGGGCCCCCGUGGAAUAUGAUGGAAUCGAGUUCAUCCGAGUUCCAUCCAAUAAGAUUUGGAGGCCUGACAUCGUUUUGUACAAUAGUGCCGUGGGGGACUUUCUAGUGGAGGACAAGACCAAGGCUCUGCUGAAGUUCGAUGGCACCAUCACUUGGGUUCCUCCGGCUAUUUUCAAGUCCUCCUGCCCCAUGGACAUCACCUACUUCCCCUUUGACUACCAGAACUGCUCCAUGAAGUUCGGCUUGACCUACGACAAGGCCCAAGGGGUGGCCAUUACGUGGAAGGUGAACCUGAAGGACUUCUGGGAAAGUGGCGAGUGGGAGAUCAUCGACGCUCCCGGUUACAAACACGACAUCAAGUACAACUGCUGCGAGGAGAUCUACCCGGACAUCACCUACUCCUUCUACAUCCGCCGCCUGCCGCUCUUCUACACCAUCAACCUCAUCAUCCCCUGCCUCCUCAUCUCCUUCCUCACCGUCUUGGUCUUCUACCUGCCGUCCGACUGCGGCGAGAAGGUCACCCUCUGCAUCUCCGUCCUGCUCUCCCUCACCGUCUUCCUCCUGGUCAUCACGGAGACCAUCCCCUCCACGUCGCUCGUCAUCCCGCUGAUCGGCGAGUACCUCCUCUUCACCAUGAUCUUCGUCACGCUCAGCAUCGUCAUCACCGUCUUCGUGCUGAACGUGCACUACCGCACUCCCAUGACUCACACCAUGCCCGAGUGGGUGCGCUCUGUGUUCCUCGGGGUGCUGCCCAGGGUGAUGCUGAUGAGGCGGCCCAUCGACCAAGGCGGCGCGUCCGCCGCCAGCAUCGCAGUCGGCACGGGCGGAGGCAGCGGCGGCGGGAACAAGAAGAGAAAGAACAGCGUCGGAAGCGGGUCGGGAAGCGUGAGCAUCGGAGGUAUCACAGGAGGCGUUCCGUGCCCGUCGCUAGAUGGCGGCGCCGGGGCCUCCUCGGCGGGCGGCUCCAUGAACUGUAUCGAGUACGGCGAGAUGAACCGCGACGUUAAGCGGGAGAUGAACAGAAGGUGUCCCUACAGAGGCAAGGAGGUUCCCACACCCGUCCCUCCCGCCUCAUCUCAGGGCGCCCAGCAAAGGCCUCCCGAGUCGGAGUUGCCAAAACUCCCGAGGUCUUUAAAUGCACCCUCCCCGGUGAACGCUGUCGUGGCGUUCUCCGUGGUUUCACCUGAGAUCAAGCAGGCCAUCGAGAGCGUGAAGUACAUCGCAGAGAACAUGAGGACGCGCAAUAAAGCCAAAGAGGUGGAGGACGACUGGAAGUACGUGGCCAUGGUCAUCGACAGGAUCUUCCUGUGGGUCUUUGUGACGGUGUGUGUGCUGGGAACACUGGGACUCUUCCUUCAGCCGCUCAUCAGCUUUUUCAAAUGAAAUACGCACUUUCUGCUCCUCCUUCUCUCUUUCCGUCUGAAACUCCAGCGGGGGGACCAUCACCCCUGCAGCUUUCACGUCACAAACUGGACUGACGCCUUUUGUUCUUCUUCUACUCCUUGCCCUGCGCUACUUGUCAGUCAGCACUCUUCGCCGCCGCCUCUCCACUUGACUUACCCAGAAUCUAAAUGUUUAGGGAAUUACAUCCGUGCUGCUUUUCUCUCUAUUUGGCCCCGACACGCCACAAGGUGACUUUCACUCUUUUGCCCGCUGUCCUCUUAGUUUCUUCUGCAAACACCUUCAUCCUCCAGUAGAAGUUUGAUCAUGUCCACAAGCGGUGUGUUCCCAGCAGGCACCAGACAUUGAAACAACGUUGACAACGUCUUGAAUUAGGUUAAUGACGUUGGGCAACUCAAACAUAACAUUGAAACAACGUGCUUUUUGACGACCUUCAAUCAAUGUUGGGUUCUGAAGUUGUUUUGACCAUUGAAAUUUGGUCACUUCUUAACCAAUAUUCUACAACACAAAUACAACGUUGACACAACGUACUUUUUGACAGCCUUUCAUCAAUGUUGGGUUCUGACAUUGAUUUGACCAUUGAAUUUUGGUCAUUCUGUAACACAAAUACAAUGUUGAAACAACAUGCUUUUUAACGACGUUUGACCGUUGAAUUUUGGUCAUUUCCCAACCAAUAUUCUACAACACAAAUACAAUGUUGAAACAACGUACUUUUUAACAGCUUUUUGUCAAUGUUGGGUUCUGACAUUGAUUUGACCAUUGAAUUUUGGUCAUUCUACAACACAAACACAACGUUGAAAAAACACGCUUUUUGACGACAUUUGACCAUUGAAUUUUGGGCAUUUCCCAACCAAUAUUCAACGACACAAAUACAAGUUGAAACAACAUGCUUUUUGACGACGUUUGACCACUGAAAUUUGGUCAUUUCCAAACCAACAUUCAACAACACGAAUACAUCAUUGAAACAACAUGCUUUUUGACAACCUUUAAUCAAUUUUGGGUUCUGACAUUGAUUUGACCAUUGUAUUUGGUCAUUCUAUAACACAAAUACAACGUUGAAACAACAUGCUUUUUAACGACAUUUGACCAUUGAAUUUUGGUCAUUCUAUAACACAAAUACAACGUUGAAACAACAUGCUUUUUAACGACGUUUGACCAUUGAAUUUUGGUCAUUUCCCAACCAAUAUUCUACGACACAAAUACAACGUUGAAAAAACAUGCUUUUUGACGACGUUUGACCAUUGAAAUUUGUUCAUUUCCAAACCAAUAUUCAACAACACAAAUACAACGUUGAAACAUGCUUUUUGACAACGUUUAAUCAAUGUUGGGUUCUGAAAUUGAUUUGACCAUUGAAUUUUGGUCAUUCUAUAACACAAAUACAACGUUGAAACAACAUGCUUUGUAACGACGUUUGGCCAUUGAAUUUUGGUCAUUCUAUAACACAAAUACAACGUUGAAACAACAUGCUUUUUAACGACGUUCGACCAUUGAAUUUUGCUCAUUUCCCAACCAAUAUUCAACGACACAAAUACAACGUUGAAACAACAUAGUUUUUGACAACCUUUAAUCAAUGUUGGGUUCUGAUCUUGAUUUGACCUUUGAAUUUUGGUCAUUCUAUAACACAAAUACAACAUUGAAACAACAUGCUUUUUAACGACGUUUGACUGUUGAAUUUUGGUCAUUUCCCAACCAAUAUUCUACAACACAAAUACAAGUUGAAACAACAUGCUUUUUGACGACAUUUGACCAUUGAAACUUGGUCAUUUCCAAACCAAUAUUCAACAACACAAAUACAACAUUGAAACAACAUGCUUUUUGACAACCUUUAAUCAAUGUUGGGUACUGAAAUUAAUUUGACCAUUGAAUUUUGGUCAUUCUAUAACACAAAUACAACGUUGAAACAACAUGCUUUUUAACGACGUUUGACCAUUGAAUUUUGGUCAUUUCCCAACCAAUAUUCUACGACACAAAUACAACAUUGAAAAAUGAUACUUUUUGAAAGUUUUUUAUCAAUGUUGGUUUCUGACAUUGAUUUGACCAUUGAAUUUUGGUCAUUCUAUAACACAAUUACAACGAACAUUGAAACAACAUGCUUUUUAACAACGUUUGACCAUUGAAAUUUGGUCAUUUCCCAACCAAUAUUCCACAACACAAAUACAACGUUGAAACAACGUACUUUUUAACGGCUUUUUGUCAAUGUUGGGUUCUGACAUUGAUUUGACCAUUGAAUUUGGGUCAUUCUAUAACACAAAUACAACGUUGAAACAACAUGCUUUUUAACGACGUUUGACGAUUGAAUUUUGGUCAUUUCCCAACCAAUAUUCUACGACACAAAUACAACAUUGAAAAAAUAUACUUUUUGAUAGCGUUUUAUCGAUGUUGGGUUCUGACAUUAAUUUGACCAUUGAAUUUUGGUCAUUCUAUAACACAAAUACAACGUUGAAACAACAUGCUUUUUGACGACGUUUGACCAUUGAAUUUUGGGCAUUUCCCAACCAAUAUUCAACGACACAAAUACAAGUUGAAACAACAUGUUUUUUGACGUUGGUUUGACCAUUGAAAUUUGUUCAUUUCCAAACCAAUAUUCAACAACACAAAUACAACGUUGAAACAUGCUUUUUGACAACCUUUAAUUAAUGUUGGGUUCUGAAAUUGAUUUGACCAUUGAAUUUUGGUCAUUCUAUAACACAAAUACAACGUUGAAACAACAUGCUUUUUGACGACGUUUGACCAUUGAAUUUUGGGCAUUUCCCAACCAAUAUUCAACGACACAAAUACAAGUUGAAACAACAUGUUUUUUGACAAUGUUUGACCAUUGAAAUUUGUUCAUUUCCAAACCAAUAUUCAACAACACAAAUACAACGUUGAAACAACAUGCUUUUUGACAACCUUUAAUGAAUGUUGGGUUCUGAAAUUGAUUUGACCAUUGAAUUUUGGUCAUUCUAUUUAACACAAAUACAACGUUGAAACAUGCUUUAUAACGACAUUUGACCAUUGAAUUUUGGUCAUUCUAUAACACAAAUACAACGUUGAAACAACAUGCUUUUUAACGACGUUUGACCAUUGAAUUUUGGUCAUUUCCCAACCAAUAUUCUACGACACAAAUACAACGUUCAAAAAACAUGCUUUUUGAUGACGUUUGACCAUUGAAAUUUGUUCAUUUCCAAACCAAUAUUCAACAACACAAAUACAACGUUGAAACAUG